UCGGAACCUACUUUUCAGCAAAUGCCUGAGGAAGAUGCUUUCGCCACCUUUGUGAAGCUGAUGGUGGAUUAUCGUCUCCGGGAAAUGUUCAAGCCGUCCAUGUCCGAGCUCGGCCUUUGCAUGUAUCAGCUCGAGUGCAUCGUUCAGGAAUUACUUCCGGAGAUACACACGCAUUUCCAGUCGCAGAGCUUUCACACCUCGAUGUACGCCUCGUCUUGGUUCCUGACGCUUUUUGCGACAGCAUUUCCAUUGCCUAUGGCUUGUCGAAUAUUCGACGUUUUCCUCAUGGAAGGCAUCGAGACGAUAUUUCGCGUGGCGAUCGCCAUUCUUCAGCAUUCCCGCGAAUCGUUGCUUCAGCUCGACAUGGAAGGCAUGCUUAAGUACUUUCAAAAGGAAAUGCCCGGCCUGUUUGAAGCUGACCCGGAUUCACUGAUGCAUCUCGCGUGCCAGGUGCAAUACAAUCGAAAGAAGAUGAAGAAACUGGAGAAGGAUUACACUGUAAUGAAGACGAAAGAACAAGAAGACCAGGUCGAACUUCGGCGAUUGCGACAAGAAAAUCGACUGUUGAGACAGCGAGCGGACCAGCUGGAAAAGGAGUCCAGCGAAUUGGCAGAAAAGUUGCUGCAGGGUCAAGUUCGACGUGCUCAGGAAGAAGAGAGCACAUUUGAGAUUCAGAGGGAGUUGGAAGCCAUGAAGGCCCGAGAUCGGGACUCACAGAAGAAACUGGAAGAGUCCAAGGACCGGAUCCGAAAACUCAGUCAGAUGAUGGAAGACAGUUCGUCAUCAGUCGAGUCGUCACUUCAAGAAGCAUCGCUCAAAACUGAACUGUUGCAGCAGAAGGAGGAGCUUAUUCAGUGCCUUCAGCAAGAACUCGUCAAAGUCCGCCUGCGGGAAGCCGAGAAUGAAGUUACUAUCCGAGAUCUCCGCACACGGGUUCAGGAGUUGGAGGAGGCAAGUUUGGACAAGAAACAACUUCGAGAAUCAACUCCGGAUCAUUCGGUGGCGAACAUGCAAGAAGAGCUGAUUGCUGUCAAGCUCCGGGAAGGCGAACAAAAGCACGAGAACACGGUGCUUCGUCAGCGUCUCGCAGACCUGCGCCAAGAAUUCGAGAAAUUCGUACAAGACUCCCAAGCGCAUCGGGCCAAGAAUGGCACGGGAUCAGAGCAGAGCACCCCGGCAAAGAAAAUCGUGGGUUCUCUCUUUGGCGACGGCUCAGCUGCGAGAAACGAGCUGCGGAACCUGGAGGAAGAACUCCUGGCUCACAGAAUCCAGGAAACCGAAUCCGAGGCGGAAGCUGCUUUCCUCAAGCAGCGCAUCAUGGAGCUUGAAGCACAGACUCAGGUGUCUUGCAAUCAAGUGCGUCGGGCUGAGGAUGAGCUGGACAAGCACAAGGACGAGCUUUAUGAAGCCCAGACUCGCGUCCGGACUCUGGAGGGUCAAGUGAAAGACCAGGAGCGGAAGUACGCUGAUCUUGAAAGCAAGAUGAAAGAAGAGCUGAUGAUGGUGAGAAUACGUGAUGCAGAGAAAUCGCAAUGCGUCGCCGAACUCACUCACAAGAUCUCUUCAUUGGAAUUCAAGAAUCAAGAACUGGUUGUGGAGGGUGAAAUUUCCCGAGGGUCAAGGAAGCACAUUGGGGGAACCUGUGAUGCGCUGACGGAAUUGAGCAAAGAGAAUCAAGAACUGGUUGUGGAGGGUGAAAUUUCCCGAGGGUCAAGGAAGCACAUUGGGGGAACCUGUGAUGCGCUGACGGAAUUGAGCAAAGAGGGCUCGUGUAAGGAAUCGAAGCGGAGCUUAAGCAGCUUGUCCGAGGAUGACGCGGAGGACUUGCGACUGAAGGUGGCUGACGGGUAUCUGGACGACGGCGACGUGUCAGUGAAAAGCCCGGCUUUCCGUUCCUCGUCAGUGUCAUCGACGUCAUCAAAUGCGUCAUCUUCGUCAUCUGCGGAUGGGCUAAAUUAAGUUACUGCCAUCUGAUGGCAGUCGUGGCGAUUCUGGAUGUUCAGCUUUUCUUUUUUUUGUUGUUGAAUGUAUGUGUUUGCGUGUGUGGUAUUUCUGGCACACCAACGCACGCAGAGAGGGGCAAGUCGGAUUGGAGACAGCAGGCGAGGCUUUAAAGAGAUAUUAAAUGUGAGGCAGUCGUAAUUUUUUGAUGAAAUUUGGGUGUGGAAGAGAUCUCCACCCAGAAAAAAUGUUUUCCUGGUUUUUUUUUUUCGUGGGAAGAAGUUGCGUAGGAAAUGUUAUAUUUUCAAUGCAGGCAGUUGAAUCAGAUUUUAUCUAGUUGUUUCAAGCUUGACAGGAGCAAAAAUAUUUUAGAAGAACAAUGCUGUGAUCCGUUAUUCAAUCUGAAGAAUAGGAAAUCAGCUGAUCAUUGUCCAGAAGAAAAAAAGUCACCGAGAUUUGUUUCCCCUUGGAUCAGAAAGGCUUGUUUAGAAAAUGAUAAUUGUCGUUACCUAACUCAAAAUACCAAAGCAGAAGUUUAGGGAUAUUUUUGGAGUCACCGGGUUCCUUCCAUUUUCUUUUUAUUUCUUUUUUUUUGCAUCCGCUUGGACGAUGUGAAAAUGUGUGAAGUCGUUUUUACAUUAUGACUGCGCGUAAUUAUUCGUGAAGUUGUGUUUUUUUUUAUUCAAGCUCUCUUUGUUUUUCUGUCUUGCGAGAUUGUGUCUUCCACUGAUGAGUAUUCGAAGUAAGAAGGAAGAGGAUGAAAACCCCUCUUAGGAUGAUCACCGCACAUUCCGAGAAUAUUCUGAGAUGAUCUUUGCGUUGCGAAAUGCUUUCUUUUUCUCAAACUGUUGUGUUUUGUUGUGAAUCAGUUAAGCUUUGUUUUCGUUCUUGUGCAAAUGCUGCGAGCGGAAGGACGUUCUUCAAAUUCCCAAGUGUGUUUUUUUCCUGGACUGAAAUGUCAAUUGAAAUUAGAUGAGAUCCCUAAGUUUUUACCGAGAAAUCGCUGUCGGGGGGGGAAGGAGAGUGCCGGUUAUAUUUUAAAUAGCAAAUCGGUGAAAGAAGAAGAGAUACCGGUCGAUUUUUCCGUUGAAAACUUUGCCGUAGACCUCACAUGUGAUGCAUUCGAUUUCUUUUUUUUUUUUGAUUUUGAGAGGGUCUGUAUUUUCUCUUGCGACUUGGGUUUGGAAGAAGUGAGGGUGAACGACGCGGAUUUUUGUGAGGCGUGGGUCUAUGGAAGCAUACCUGAGAACUUUGAUGGUUAAUGAAAGGGGCAAGAAAGAUUCACUCCAGUCUGCGCGCGUUUGCUGGAGAGCAAACAGCGAGAUGCCGAGUGGAUACAAUUUUUUGAAGACAUGUGUUACGAUGCAAUAAGCAAGCCAUCAGUCAACAGCCCCAUUUUCUUUUGACCAACUUUGCAAUUGAUCGUCUGAAAAAGCGUCCCGAUCCUCUCAUCCCAGCUUCACGUUGCUGAUCGGGAGAGAUGCUGAAUUGUUUGAGCAAUUCAAAUUGGAAUAAACUUUGCUGAAUCAUG
Molecule: messenger RNA, 3472 nt
Organism: Notodromas monacha
Lineage: Eukaryota; Metazoa; Arthropoda; Ostracoda; Podocopida; Cyprididae
Source: the annotation of a GenBank genome assembly